AUGGAAGAAAGUGAGACAGUGAGAGUAGUGGUCAGAUGUCGUCCAAUUUCCGAAACUGAGAAAAACAAUGGUUACACGAUCACUCUUAAUUGCUCUAACGAAGAUAACUCAAUAGUGAUAAAAAACCAAAAUAAUGAGGUAGAAAGUAUAUGUCUGUACAAAAAAUUGUAUCUUUCUUGUUCAGGAACCUCAACGAACGUUUUUCUUCGAUGCAGUCUUUUCACCUCAGACGGAACAGAUGACAGUGUAUAAUAUAGCUGCGAGGCCAAUAGUUGACAACGUUCUAAAAGGGUACAAUGGUGGGAUUUUGAGUUACUAUAUGAAUACAAUAAUUCGCCUAUAGGAACGAUUUUUGCUUAUGGCCAAACAGGAACUGGUAAAACUUUCACGAUGGCGGGAGAAAUGGAACCUAUCGAGCUGAAAGGAAUCAUACCGAAUUCUUUCGCUCACAUCUUUGAUCACAUUGCCAAGUGUCAACAUGAUACCACGUACUUUGAAAGGAAAUGUGGUUAAUGAAAUAAUAUGAUUUCAGUUUUCUGGUCCGUGUUUCUUAUCUCGAAAUUUACAAUGAGGAAAUAAGAGAUCUGCUUUCCAAAGCUGGCAAUGGAAAUCUGGAGAUAAAAGAACGACCAGAUGUCGGAGUGUAAGUAAUUAUUAGCACCUCAAAAUUCUAGCAAUGUCGCUCUACCGCAAUUCCAUGUAGAAUCCGGCUGCGGCCGCAAUAUUUUCCAAUUUAGAACUGAAAUCACGUGAAGAGCACGAUUGCCAGACUUCUUGAAAAAAUAAUUCUUAAAGAUAUGUACGGAACUUGUCAAAUAUAACUGUAGAGAAUGCGUCGAAAAUGCAAGCCUUGAUGGAGUUCGGCAACAAAAACCGUAAUUUUAAAAUAUCCAUUUUCACGUAUUCUGUUUCCAAAUCCAGGGAAAGUCGGAGCGACAGCUAUGAAUAUGGAAUCAUCAAGAUCACAUGCCAUGUUCACUGUUACUAUUGAGAGCUGCAGAAACGGCUUGGUAACUCAAGGAAAACUUCAGUUGGUAGAUCUAGCCGGUUCUGAACGACAAAGCAAGACAGGAGCCCAAGGCGAACGUCUGAAAGAAGCUGCAAAAAUUAAUCUUUCUCUUUCCACACUUGGGAACGUGAUCAGUUCGUUAGUGGACGGAAAGUCUACUCAUGUCCCGUACCGCAAUUCAAAGCUCACAAGAUUGUUACAAGACUCACUUGGUGGAAAUUCGAAAACUGUCAUGAUAGCAAAUGUAGGACCUGCUUCGUAUAACUACGACGAAACACUAUCAACGCUCCGAUAUGCCAAUAGAGCGAAGAACAUACAGAACGUUGCCAGGAUCAAUGAAGAUCCAAAAGAUGCGCAACUUCGAAAGUUCCAAUUGGAGAUCGAGCAGCUACGAAAACAGCUCGACGGUAAGUCCAAUACUUUUAAUUUCAGCGGGAAAAUUCACAAAGAUCAGUUUAGCAAGAGUGGGGGCUUUUUCAAAGUGGGGGGCUGUAUUUUAACGGUGGGGGGGACUUAUAUUGAAUAUUUCCCUCUUUCAAAAGGUGGAGGGGGCUUUGUUUUAAGAAAACCAAGUUCUUAAAGAAAAAGCCCUCCACUUUUGGGGCGAUUGUUAAACAGAAGCGUUCAAAAAUGCCCCCCAGCCCAGGUGGGAGCUUGUUUAUAUUAUAUGGGCACCGAACAGAAAGGGCGCGCUGUUAGCAAUCUGGCCGAAUUUCUAGGCCGCGAAGUAAUUUUCCUCUGAAAAUGUGGCCUAACUUUUCAAACUCGGCCCCGAGGUCGCUCAAUUUGCAGUGCAAAUUUGCAGUGCAAAUUUCUCAACAGAGCGCCAUUUCUGUUCGGUGCCCCUAUAAUAAAAAUUCUGGCAGUACCGCUCUACCGCAAUACUACGGGAAAACCCGGGCCGGGGCCGCAACUUUUACCACUUCAGAACUGAGUAUGGAGCGGUAGAGCGCGAUUGCCACACUUCUGCAGCUGCAAUAUAACUAUAAAGUUCAGAAGAAAAUCGAGGUGACGAUGAUAGUAACGAAGAAACUUGGGAAGCGAAGAUGAAAGACAAAGAGGCUGAAGUUGAAAAACAGAAAAAGUUUUUGGAAGAAAAAGUCAAUCAGGCAGUUGAUGAUGAAGAAACUUAUCGGCUAAUCAAGGAGAUGUUAGAAAACGAAGCGGAAUUAAAAAACGCUAGGAGCGAGCAUGAAAAACUACGAAUGAAAUUGCAACAAAUGGAGAAGAAGAUUAUCGUGGGAGGAGAGAACCUAUUGGAAAAAGUGGAGAAGCAAGCAAAGUUAUUAGAAGUUAACAACCAGGAGAUCGAGAAUUCGAAACAUCUUGAAGCUCGUCUUCGUUUUCAAUUAGAGGAGAAAACUGCUUUCAAAGUUGAAAUAGUGGAGAAGUAUUCAUCUCUCCAAGAAGAAAGCUUCAUAAAAGCAAAAAAGAUAAAAAAAGUGACGAAUGAUUUGCGAGAUGCUCGAGCUGAGUUAAAAGAUCUAGAAGAAGAACAUCAAAGACAAGUAGAAGCAAUGCUAGACGAUAUUCGACAGUUGAGAAAGGUAAAAUACAAUCUGAGAGAACAUAUUUUAUAAUAGCUUUUCUUAAUAUUACUUUUCUUAAUGUUAUAUAAUCAUCGUCAUCAUCAUUCUUAUCAUCCUUAAAUAGAAGAGUUUUAAAACAUGGGCCCGCUGAGCGGGCCGAGCUAACGCUCGGAAGAAUUUCUGUCGACUAGGCUGGUCGAACAGGCGAUUUCAGGCACCUGUUUUCUCAACGCAGGGACGCAGCGGCGCGUUGAAAAAACAGGCGCCUGAAGAGCAGGUUCGACCAGCCUACUGUCGACUUUGGACAGCAAAAUCCGCGGAAUUUCCGGGUUUUUUUCUUUGGACGCGGCAUUAUCUAUUUUUCCAACAGGAGCUUCUUCUCAACAUCUCGAUAAUCGAAGAGUACAUUCCUGCGGAGCAAGUAGAACUCAUCGAAAAGUAUGUCACUUGGAGUGAGGAGCAUGGAGAUUGGCAACUUAAGGCAAUAGCCUACACUGGAAAUAAUAUGAGAGCAUCCGCUCCGCCAGCCAAAACCGUUUUUUCGGUAAGUGCUGUUUGAGUUAGCUACCUAACUGCUAACUGGGUUUUCUUAAAGGACCAGGGAACCCUCCGAGUUUAUGUGUCUGACUGAAUUGCUUCUUAUUGCCACAUUCACUGUCCGAGCCCCAACUUUCAGAAAUACCUGUGAAUGGAACAGCGCUUAGUCAAAGUUGUGGCCGUGGCCCAGAAAAGUUCUAAUCCUUGUGAUCUUUUCCGGAUUUUUUUUUGCGUUCGGCACAAUCUUCAUACGUUGCAAAACAUUCACACAAAUCAGCAUCUCUACAUAGAGCAAGAGCAUCAAACUACUCACAGGGAAGAGUUUUCACUCCGGAGUUUUCUAGUCCACGGCCACAACUUCAGCUGCACGCCGUUUCGUUUAUUGGCAUUUCUGAGAGUCAGCAUUUCACCAGUAUAUGAAGCAAUAAGAGACAAUUCAAACAGACACAAAAAAAUCAAAAAAUUUGAGGGUUCCCUGGUCAUUCAAAGUGAGCAAAAUGUAGCUUUUGAACAACAGUUUAGCCACUUUUGAGCAAACUUUAAAGGACCAGGGAACCCUCAAAUAUUUUUAUUUUUUUGUGCAAUGUUUUUGUGUCUGUUUGAAUGAGAUCACAAGGCCUAGAACUUUUCUGGGCCACGGCCACAACUUUGACUAAGCGCUGUUCCAUUCACAGGUAUUUCUGAAAGUUGGGGCUCGGACAGUGAAUGUGGCAAUAAGAAGCAAUUCAGUCAGACACAUAAACUCGGAGGGUUCCCUGAUCCUUUAAGGCGAUAGCAACUUCUGCGCAGAACUUCAGAAAAUUUUGCGCAUAACAUUAACCGCUUUUUAGCAGAAGUCAGGUAAAAGUUGCUGAAGUUCUGCUGAAAAGUUGCAGACGUUAGCCGAGAGUAUCAGUAUGCUUUGCAGAAUAAUAAUCAAAGCGUCUUGAUGUAUUACUCCUAUCGGACUGACCUAGGAGCAUCAGUGACCGAACAAAAGGCUAAAAACACUGGAAGAAGGUAUGCAUCUCGAAGCAAUGGAAGAGGAUAAUUAGGAAGUUACGACGUUACAGCAGAACACGUCAGAGUAUAAAGUUGCGUCAACUUCUCACUUAGAAGACUUGAGGCCAUGACGUGGAAGGGAUAAUGUCACAGUGAGUUAACUUCGCUCAAAAUCCAGAAAUGAUGUUGAGAUGUACAAUUUUCAGAUUGGAUUCUUCUCAUGCGACGGGACAUACGCCUCUCGUUUCAUCUCAUAA
Molecule: messenger RNA, 4313 nt
Organism: Caenorhabditis sp. 36 PRJEB53466
Lineage: Eukaryota; Metazoa; Nematoda; Chromadorea; Rhabditida; Rhabditidae
Source: the annotation of a GenBank genome assembly